GCGUAAGCUGCGCUAGCGCAAGGCAAGGUGCGGCCAAAGUUUAUAAAAGUAGUUGCGUCAGGCGCACGCCUCUCAUUCCGUUGUCAACCUCACGCGCGCGCGGACCUGCAUCAUGGGGAAAGACGAGCUUAUCAAAAACGUUCUCUAUGUUAUGAACAUUAUCUACGCGGUGUUCGGACUCGUCACCGCGGCCACUGGCAUCUGGUUCUUUGUGCAGCUGACUGAGUUCGUCGGCCUCAGGAACAGCAAUCAUUACCUACUGGACUACAGGAUCUACUGGCCCCAGGUUGCACCAUGGCUGUUCAUCCUACUCGGAAUAUUCAUUCUCAUGAUCUCCUUCUGUGGAUGGUGCGGUGCCAACCGGGAGAGCCGAGGGAUGCUCGGCCUGUUCGGGCUAUUCCUCGUCCUCAUCGUCGUGCUGCAGCUGAUCGCCGCCACCCUCAUCUUCGUGUACGUUGAUGGAGAAGACACGGACCGGUUCAUCAAGGAUACAGUGUACGAUGGAUACUACAACUCACAGUCUAACCCCGAUGUGUUCAAAGCUUUCGGAAAGAUCGAGCGCAAGCUGCGGUGCUGCGGUGCUAACGACGCGCGUGACUACAGGAGCUGGAGGAACGACCUGCCCCUGACGUGCUGCCUCGACAGUUACUAUCGUGCUACUUGUGAAUUCACCGACAAAGAGGCGAACGAACGUCUCGGUUGUGCUAAAGUGGCUUCAGUGUACACCAAGAUCAUCAGCUCUUCAGUGGCGGGAGCCUCGCUGCUCAUGUCACUGCUGGAGAUAUGUGGUAUAGUGUUGGCGUGGAAGCUGUUCCACUCGCUGCGUGAGGUGGAGCAUUACAUCACGGAGCGCAAGGAGGGUGAAACGGAGUGCUAGGUGUUCAGUGCCACAGUAUUAUAUCGAUACCGCCGAUCGAUGCCGCUACGGUAGAGACUCGCAACGAUCCGACGCCGACGGUCGCAGCCUGGAGUAACUUUCCCUUUCUAAGUUUUCUAUCUUGCAUGGUGUCUGUUUACUUCUGAAUGAAGUUCGUUUCCUUGUCGAAAGGAAAGUCUGAAACCUUUGUUCUCUUAGAUCUGAUAUAAUUACAUUCCACGGUUAGUGUUAAUUCGCUUUAAUUAAGCAAUCUCAUAGUGUAAUCCGUGUAGUCUCGCUCCGCCACGCCUUAGGUCAAGCUGUGCAUUAACGGCAUUACGCGAGUGAGUGGGCCCCGAGCCUAAUCAUUCGCUUCCUCCUUAGCUCGAUGAGUGUACCUGCUUGUGCAGUGCCUCAGUCGGACCUCAUAAUUGUACCUAAGACCUGGUGAAUCUGUCGGCCUCGCCCCACCAAGUGUCUUCGACACACACGAUUAACAUAGUUAGGUAUACAUAGCUUGGUACGUAAGUUUCGUAAGUUAUAUUUCGCGUUAAUAGGCGUCCAUGGACGAGUGGAGAUUGUGAAGCGAUAGAAGGCCGUCUAUGAGAAAAAUGUGACCUCAGAUUGGGCAGUGGGCUGUAGUGAGGAGUAGUUAGCGCGGUACAAGGUACUGCGUGUGUCACAUUCGGGGAUUGUGUAAGAGUGCGAGGUGUGGCAUAAUGGUGGUCGUGUUGUCGCUCGCGUUUCUAAGUUUAUUCAGCUCGGUCCAUCGAAAUAUGCAAAUUUUUACGCAAGACCGUAUUGUGAGUGUAUAAAGUAUGCUCAGCAGAACUUAUGGUAAUUUAUUACGAUGACGACAUAUUUGGGUUUCACAAUAUUAGUAGACGCGGCGUGUAUCGCGCAGUAGGUGCAGUAGUUGUAGUAAGACAUGUGCCAAGUGUUGGUGUUCAUAGCUUGCGUUAAUCACAAUAAUGGACAAUUAUAUUUUUUGUAUCGAGUUUUAUGUUUAUAUUUAUAGAUUUUUUUGUAAGUUUUUUGGAGCGUACUUCCGUCCUUUAUACCUAUAUAAAUGAGCCAUAUUUAAUAUAUUUUUAAUAAUUGUGUGUUUGUAACAGCGUGUGUACAAUUGCCAAAGAAAGUGUAGGUACAAAACUUUCAUUGAAAAAAAAGGAAAAUAUAUUUUUUUGCAUGUAAAAACCAUUUAUAAAUGAUAGUAGAGUAAGUCAGUAACCGAAACAAUGAUUACCGAUAUAAUAUAUAGCUGAUAGUUAUAAGUUAUUUUUAUACAAUACCUAAUAUAAUGUCAUUUAAGUCGAAACUAGUCUUAAGUCGUUUCGUUUUAAAAUAAAAAUUAAAUGUUAAAAUAUGUCAGAAAUGUAUUUUUAAUCGUUUCCUCGUUCUUAUGCUAAUUAUUAUCA
This is a messenger RNA of Spodoptera litura, 2274 nucleotides long. RefSeq names its product 23 kDa integral membrane protein. Lineage: Eukaryota; Metazoa; Arthropoda; Insecta; Lepidoptera; Noctuidae. The record is from RefSeq and is a predicted model, not a curated record. Gene Ontology annotation, cellular component: membrane.